UCAGGGAUGGUGUAGAUGGAGCUUGGUCCUGCCUUGAGGGCGGGGGGCUGGACUCGAUGACCUCUCGAGGUCCCUUCCAGUCCUAUUAUUCUAUGAUUCUAUGAUUCCACAGGCCGCAGACACCCGUCUUUGUGCACAUGGGACAAUGACAGAGCCCUGGAGAGCCCUGCCCCCUCGCGCUCAGCUGUGCCACCUGGAUCACAAUGACUGAGCUCAGGGAAGCUGGUGGAAUUGGUGCCUGGGUGUUUGUAAUGUACCCACAAGACUAGACUCAUUAGAGGACAGGCCCCACAUGUCCUGCUGCUGAGCCAGAACCUGUUAUCCCUGAGCUCUGGUGGGUGGAUAAAACAGGACCCCGCCACCUGGGAAUCAAACUUCCCCAGGAUUUGGGUUUGCAAAGCCCAGACCUGUUGGCCUUGCUCCAGUUCUGCACUGCCUGUUCGUCGCACUGCCAGAUGGUGGAGGGCAGCCGUCAAUCCUUUCUAGAACGUUGUGGACCAACGGCACAUUCUCAGGCACAGCUCUGCCAGAGGGAGGGCCUCGGAACAGGAGUCUCCUGGUUUUCCCUGUGAGGUCACCCUGGGAGCUGAGGGUCUUCAACUCCCUCCAGGUCCUCACUGCUUCAAUGUGUGUGGUUGCAGUAAUACUGCAGCCCCCUGGCCCAGUGGAGGGGGCCCUAGGCUGGAAGUCAGGAGAUGUGCGUUCCCUUCCCUGCUCUGCUCUUAGCCUCUCUGUGCUGUCCGCACUGGCAGCCUAUUCUGCCCCUAACCAUCCCAGCCCAGCAUUUUCUCCCUCCUGCUAGCCUCGGGACCUGCUUUCCACCAGUCGGAAAAGGGGCUGCUGCUAAGCAAGGUAGCCCGCCUGCGUUUGUAUUUUGUGAUUUGUUUCAUGGCAGGAAACAGCACGCUGCAGAGUAACACACAUAAAAUCAGGAUGGUUAUCGGCCCCCAGGCUGAGCGAGAUAAAGCCCAAACUGCAUCAGCAGCCUGCACAUUCUUUGCAAGAGAGCGCUCACUGGGAAGAUGGAGUACCAGGCCUGCGCAAGACUCACGCCACCCUCAAGAGAUGAAGUCGUCUGACAUCGACCAGGAAUUAUUCACAGAAAGCUAUUGCAAAGUGUGCAGUGCUCAGCUCAUCUCAGAAUCUCAGCGGGUGGCACAUUAUGAGAGUCGGAAACAUGCAAGCAAAGUGCGACUUUACUACAUGCUACACCCUAUAGAUGGAGGCUGCCCAGCCAAGAAGCUCCGAUCAGAAAAUGGUAGCGAUGCUGACUCAGUGGACAAGAACAAAUGCUGCACGCUCUGUAACAUGUCCUUCACCUCAGCAGUGGUGGCCGAAUCGCAUUACCAAGGCAAAAUCCAUGCCAAGCGGUUAAAACUGCUGCUAGGGGAACAGCCUGCAAUCAAGGCCACAGAAAGCACUCUGAGCUCAUUAAAGCAGCCGCAUGCAGAUAGUUCUCCUGUGGUGUCAUCACCUCACCAAAGGAGAGACUCUGAUAGGUACUGCCAGCUCUGUGCAGCCUGGUUCAAUAACCCCAUGAUGGCACAGCAACAUUAUGAUGGCAAAAAGCACAAAAAGAACGCAGCCAGAGCUGACUUAUUAGAACAACUAGGGAAGACGCUGGACCUCGGAGAGUUGAGAGGUCUGAAGCGGAGUUACACUUGUAACAUCUGUAAUGUCACCUUAAACUCAAUAGAACAGUAUCACGCUCAUCUGAAGGGUUCCAAACAUCAGACCAAGAGUUUCAAAGUCAGAUCUGAAUUCUGGAGCCUGUCUGCUGAACUUGGUUGGCCAAGGCUGGGAGGAGGUGCCAGGGGAAGUGACAUGACUGGUAUUGCAGCACUGAAUACAGAAAUGUACAGGAAGUCCCCAGCGUAUGAACGGGGUGUGUCCCAAAACCUGAAGAAUCAAUAGUGAUUCAUCACUCAAAAGAAGGGGGAGAAAAAUCAAGAUUUUUUUCUGCAAAGAAGAGAUUAUUAACCAAUAGAAAGGAUGCUUUCUUGGACAAUGAGCAUUUCCUAUGUGGAUUCAUUAAUUACCAUAUAACUAAAUCUUCACUUUGGACAAAUACAUGGAUUUUUUUAAUUUUGUGGUGAGUUACAAUAUUUGGAUGGAUUUUUUUUACCCUUUCAAGAUAAUAUAUUCAGCGCACAGUCAAGUGUGUGACAAAUAUCCUGUAAGAAACACCAUCUAAACUGCACUCAUCCUCAGAGACAGUGGAAAUAAAAUAUUUUUUUUCAUAUUUAUUCUUAGAUUUCUUCUGAGAGUAUAAAAUUGCUCUAUUAAAUUAUCCAUGAUUGUGAUGUAAUCAGUCUUCAACCAGAAAUAAACAUGAUUUCUUCACCUUCUUCGGCAUGAUUUGUGUCAACCUAUAAAGAAAAAAGAGAAUCACAGGAUUAGAAACUGGGAUCUUUGCUAGCCCUGCAAAAUUGAACCCUGGAAGAUCAAUCGCUGGGGCAUUGAUCCUCUGCCACGUGGAGCUGUGGCCUAACAUGGACCGUGAGACUUUAAGUGCAUUAAGUUCAUCUCUGCACUUGUGGGAAAGCGGCACUUCCUGUUCCCCGGAAUCCUGUAAAACGUGAGCUGCCAGCAGAACGUCCUAUCGCUGCUGACUAUUGUUCGCUGAGAGUUUAGCGCCAGGUCCUGGGAAAUGAAGGAUACGAAGAUUCCAAGCAACUUACAUCACCUUGGAGGCUCCUUGUAUCCAAAAGCAACACUGCCUGCUCUUCGGCCAAGUCACCCCUGGAAAGAACUCCCCAGACUCUCCAUUGACAUCCUCGUCUACUUGGACUACCCCUGAGCGAUCCCACAGACCCACGGAUUGGCAUUACUGGGACCAUCACUAGCCAAUGCCUGCUGUGCUACUAGCACCCUGACCACUCUGGCUGGCGCCACAGCCCUCCACAGACUGCACACGUCUGCCGAGGGGGGUGAAGUGUGGCCCGUCCAGUUCUCUCACCUCAAGCCAGCUGGGACUGCAAGUGGCCUGAUUCUUCCCAAGGCUCUUCUUCUAGGGACCCCACAAGGAAUGCCAGAGAGGGCAGCUCAGCUCACUCCCCAACACACCAAGCAGACCUCAGUUCUGAGAUGCCAACUGAAGUUCAAAACAUUCAGGUCCCACAUCUCCCAUUUACCAGGCACGACUGUCCUUCGACAAAGGACUCGUAGUCAUUCCGUCGUCUUUUACCCAGAUUUCCAACACUCUAUUGUUACAGGCCAUUAUUACACUCUAUGAACUUUCACUUCCCACAGCUGAAAUCAAGCGGCAUUUGAAAUAAGGAACAUGUCACACUGAACGUCUGUCUACACACAGCGGAAAACAGAACUGCUUGCUCUAUUUCGGAGCACAAACCUGACUGUGAAGUUGAGAACAAGCAACUCCAUAGCAUGCCAAAGUUGAAUGGCUUUUCUACAGAGCUGCAGCUGGCCUCUCAUUCCAAGGUCUUGUGUCUCCAACCGUGUCUCUUCAGCCUCGAGGUGUGGAACUGCGAAUUGUUUAAUCAUAUUAAAUUUCACA
Molecule: messenger RNA, 3517 nt
Organism: Pelodiscus sinensis (Chinese soft-shelled turtle)
Lineage: Eukaryota; Metazoa; Chordata; Testudines; Trionychidae
Source: RefSeq, a predicted model, not a curated record